This is a messenger RNA of Acipenser ruthenus (sterlet), 7310 nucleotides long. Its product is annotated as HEAT repeat-containing protein 5B-like. The transcript has 36 exons. NCBI's taxonomy places the organism in Eukaryota, Metazoa, Chordata, Actinopteri, Acipenseriformes, Acipenseridae. The record is from RefSeq and is a predicted model, not a curated record. Bases 302 to 6520 code for a protein of 2072 amino acids. Gene Ontology annotation, biological process: intracellular protein localization; endocytosis; retrograde transport, endosome to Golgi. Gene Ontology annotation, cellular component: membrane; Golgi apparatus; endocytic vesicle.
GUUCCGGUUUAAAACAGACAGUUUCUCAUAUAUUACUGAAAGAUGACUACAAUGUAAAUUAACCUCAUAUUGACACAAAUAAUAGAAUAGUUUUACCAUUAUCUGCGUUUAUUUAUUUAUUUAUUUUAUAAUAUAAUCAAGAUAAGGUUUCUGGUCGGAAACAUUUCACUGUCGCCUGUGCCGGUCUAGUUGGUGGUGAAACAGCAGCACAAGCUAAUUUCAUCGAGCACUCAGCAAAGGGAGACUGGAUUAACAGAAGUGUACUUGCAGUCUACAGUAUUUUACUGUACACUUAGGUGCGAUGGAGCUGGCCCACAGUCUGUUGCUCAAUGAAGAAGCCCUGGCUCAGAUUACAGAGGCCAAGAGACCAGUCUUUAUAUUCGAAUGGUUACGCUUCCUGGAUAAAGUACUUGUUGCUGCUAAUAAGGUCGAUGUGAAGGAGAAGCAGAAGAAGUUGGUGGAGCAGCUGACUGGGUUGAUCAGCAGUGCCCCAGGACCUCCCACCAGGAAACUGCUGGCUAAGAACCUGGCUACUCUCUAUAGCAUCGGGGACACCUUCACAGUCUUCCAGACACUCGACAAGUGUAAUGACAUUAUCAAGAGCAAGGAUGACACUUCGGCUUACCUGCCAACCAAACUGGCUGCAGUAGCUUGCGUUGGCGCCUUUUAUGAGAAGAUGGGCCGAAUGCUUGGCAGCUCCUUCCCAGAGACGAUUAAUAAUCUCCUGAAGGCUUUGAAAAGUGCAGAGUCUCAGGGCCGUGGCGAAAUUCUGCUCAGCUUGCAGAAAGUGUUAAAUGGACUGGGAGGUGCUGCUGCUUCCUGCCACCGGGACAUUUACAAGAAUGCUCGCUCUUUACUCACGGACAGAUCCAUGUCAGUUAGAUGUGCAGUAGCCAGGUGCCUGUUUGAACUCCAGAAUGAAGCUGUGUUCAUGUGGACCACGGAACUGGAAAAUGUAGCUACCUUGUGUUUCAAAGCUCUGGAAGGGUCAAACUAUGGAGUACGUGUAGCAGUAUCCAAGCUUUUGGGAACAGUGAUGGCCACUGCUUUGAUGCCAAAGCAAGCAGCUGUAAUGCGUCAGAAUGUGAAGCGGGCCACGCUGGAUGAAGUGCUGGAGCUUAUGUCCACUGGAUUCUUACGUGGGGGGUCGGGCUUCCUGAAGAGCGGGGGGGAGAUGUUGAAGGGAGGCGGCUCCGUCAGCAGAGAGGUGCGGGUUGGUGUCACACAGGCCUACGUUGUCUUUGUCACCACACUGGGUGGCCAGUGGCUGGAGCGUAACUUUGCGACAUUCCUGUCCCACGUACUGGACUUGGUGUCCCACCCCCGGGCCACUCAGACCCACGUGGAGGCCGUGUACUCGCGCCGCUGCGUCUCAUUCCUGCUCCGGGCCACCCUGGGCAGCCUACUGGGGGAGAAAGCUCAAAUUGCAGCCGCCAAAGAGAUCUGCCAGGCCAUCAGCAAGCAGAUGAGGGCAGUUGGUAAGGAACAGAUUGUUGAUGGGGGGGAAAUGACAAGGUUCAAAGCAUUACAGAAAGCUGUUGUGAAUGAUGCCAACAAUGAAAACAAAGCAGGUGCAGCAGACGUCUCUGCAAGCCAGCAUGUAAUGGUGUGCGCCCUCAAAGAAUUGGGCAGCCUAGUGCGCAGCCUGAGUGCCACUGCAUCACCGCUGAUACAGGAGCCCUCCAUUGGCUUCCUGGAGACAGUGACCUCAGUGCUUUUGCACCCUAGCAUGGCUGCACGGCUGGCAGCUGCCUGGUGUCUGCGCUGCGUCGCGGUAGCGCUGCCCUAUCAGCUCACACCUUUACUGGACCGGUGCGCUGAGUGCAUAAACAACCUGAAAACCUCGCCCGAAGCUGUCAGCGGUUACAGCUUUGCUAUGGCAGCGCUGCUGGGAGGGGUACACCAAUGUCCUCUGGGCAUUCCUCAUGCUAAAGGAAAGAUGGUUGUCAGCAUUGCAGAAGAUCUUCUGCGUACUGCUGCUCAGAACAGCCGUCUGUCCCUACAACGCACACAGGCCGGGUGGCUUCUCCUGGGUGCACUCAUGACUUUAGGCCCUUCUCUUGUUCGCUACCACCUUCCAAAGAUGUUGCUUCUCUGGCGAAACGUGUUUCCCCGCUCACAGAAGGAGCUGGAGGCUGAGAAGGCGAGAGGAGACUCUUUCACCUGGCAGGUCACUCUGGAAGGCCGUGCUGGAGCACUCUGUGCAAUGAGGAGUUUUGUUGCUCAUUGCUCUGAGCUGCUUACAGAAGAUGUGAUCCGGAGACUAAUGACGCCAAUAGAGUGUGCAAUGACGAUGAUGUCUCACAUCCCCUCUGUCAUUAAGGCACAUGGAGUUCAUUUGAAGGCCAGUGCUGCAAUGGUUCGAUUGAGACUCUAUGAUAUUCUGGCUUUGUUACCACCUAAAACAUAUGAAGGAAGUUUCAAUGCACUCCUUCGCGAGUUGGUUACAGAGUUCACUCUGACUGAUAACUCUGCAAACACCACCACGUCCCUGCUGAGGUCCCUGUGCCACUACGACGACAGUGUACUGCUCGGCUCCUGGCUUCAGGAAACAGACCACAAAUCUAUUGAAGAUCAGCUGCAGCCGAACAGUGCAUCUGGGAGCGGAGCUUUGGAACAUGACCCCUCCUCCAUUUACUUGCGUGUCCCAGUAGGUGAAGCUAUACCUGGUCCAUUGCCUUUGGGAGUUUCAGUCAUCGAUGCCUCUGUGGCCUUGUUUGGUGUGGUCUUCCCUCAUGUUUCUUUUAAACAUCGGUUGCAGAUGUUGGAUCACUUUGCUGAAUGCAUCAAACAAGCCAAAGGAGUUCGUCAGCAAGCUGUCCAGCUAAACAUUUUUACUGCAGUUCUCAGUGCACUGAAGGGUCUAGCAGAGAAUAAGAGCAGCCUGGGCCCAGAGGAGGUUCGAAAGUCUGCCCUGGCGCUGGUUAUGGGAGCUCUGGACAACUCUAAUCCUAUCCUGAGAUGUGCUGCUGGGGAAGCUCUGGGCAGGAUGGCCCAAGUGGUGGGAGAGGCGACUUUUAUUGCUAGAAUGGCUCAGUACAGCUUUGAUAAAUUGAAAUCUGCUCGGGAUGUUGUGUCCCGUACUGGGCACUCCCUUGCUCUAGGAUGUCUUCAUCGGUAUGUUGGGGGAAUAGGCUCAGGGCAGCAUCUAAAGACCAGUGUCAGCAUUUUGUUGGCUCUCGCUCAGGACGGAACCUCCCAUGAAGUCCAGACCUGGGCUCUUCACUCCCUGGCCCUGAUCGUGGACUCCAGUGGGCCAAUGUACCGGGGCUACGUGGAGCCCACCCUGUCCUUAGUGCUGACCCUCCUGUUGACAGUUCCUCCGUCGCAUACAGAAGUGCAUCAGUGUCUCGGACGCUGCUUGGGAGCUUUGAUCACAACCGUUGGGCCUGAACUGCAAGGAAAUAGUGCCACAAUCUCUACUAUCCGCUCCUCUUGCCUGGUAGGCUGUGCAAUCAUGCAGGACCAUUCAGAUUCCCUUGUUCAGGCUGCUGCCAUCUCCUGCCUGCAACAGCUUCACAUGUUUGCCCCACGUCAUGUUAACUUGUCCAGCCUGGUCCCUUGCCUCUGUGUCCACCUAUGCAGCUCUCACCUGCUGCUGCGUCGUGCUGCAGUGGCAUGCCUGCGACAGCUGGCACAGAGAGAGGCGGCGGAAGUUUGUGAGUACGCUAUGAGCUUGGCGAAAAAAGCAGGCGACCCCAAGGACAGCACUGGAAUGAAUUUGAAUAUCACCGAGACUGGUCUUGAAGGAGUCCUGUUUGGGAUGCUGGAUCGGGAGACGGACAAGAAACUCUGCUCUGACAUUCACGACACUUUGGGACACAUGCUAUCCUCCCUGGCUGUUGAAAAACUGUCCCACUGGUUGAAACUCUGUAAAGAUGUCCUAGCUGCCUCUAUAGAGGCUGGUGCUGCAGUCACUCUUCAAGUUGGGAAGGAGGAAGACUUGGAGAAGAAGGAUGAAAUGGACGAUGACAUCAUGUUUACCGCACUGGGAGAGGAUGACAAGUCCAUGCCCUCUGUUGCUCCUCGCUGGGUGACACGUGUGUUCGCGGCUGACUGUCUGUGCCGCAUCAUCCUGCUGUGUGAGAGCGCAGACAAGGUGCACUUUGACCUGGCAGCUGCCCGUUCAGCCAAACUCAAGAACCCAAAAGAUGAUCUUCUUGUGCUUCACCUCCCGGACCUAAUCCGCAUGGCUUUCAUGGCUGCCACCGAUCACAGCAACCAGCUGAGGAUGGCAGGCCUGCAGGCCCUGGAGGACAUCAUCAAGAAGUUUGCAGCCGUCCCUGAGCCAGAGUUCCCAGGGCAUGUGAUACUGGAGCAGUACCAGGCCAAUGUUGGAGCAGCCCUGCGACCAGCCUUUUCCCAGGAUACGCCAUCCGACAUCACAGCAAAGGCCUGCCAGGUGUGCAGUACUUGGAUCGGCAGCGGAGUGGUGAGCGACCUGAACGACCUGCGGCGAGUUCACAACCUGCUGGUGUCCUCCCUUGACAAGGUGCAAGCUGGGAAGGGCUCCUCCAGUCAGCUGUACAGUGAGAGCGCCACCACCAUGGAGAAGCUGGCUGUCCUGAAAGCCUGGGCUGAGGUUUAUAUAGUGGCUAUGAAGAUUAAAAAGGAAGCUGAGAAUAAACCACAGAGAGAGGUGAAAAGCAAUGAGGAGGAAGAGGAUGACUUUGGAGCAGCGGACGUGCUUCCUCCUGAUAGCCUCAUCACCCUGGUUCAGCCCGAGCUGCCUACUCUCAACCACCUCUGGCUCGCUGCGCUCAAGGACUACGCUCUCCUCACCCUGCCAGCUGAGUUUGCCAGCCAGCUGCCCUCUGAUGGAGGAGCAUUUUACACUCCUGAGACGAUUGAUACAGCUAGACUCCACUAUCGCAACUCGUGGGCUCCCAUACUCCAUGCUGUGGCAGUCUGGCUCAACAGCACAGGCUUCGCAUUGAACGACCCGUCCGAAGACAUGGCCACCAGUCUCCAGAGAGGUCCGGCAGCUGCUGUUCACAGCCAACCCUCCAGCAGUACGUCUCCAGCUUCCAAAACCCAGGAAGAUGUUGUCAAGGACAGAAUACAUCUUCUCUUAGGUGUCAGUAUUGAGUUCCUGUGUUUUCCUAGACCAGAGGAACCUAUUGAACAUGUUGCAGCCUGUCUGCAGGCCCUUCGUACCUUACUGGACUCCCCUUGUGUCAGAACCCACAUCGCAGAGGACCAGCUGCUUGGUGUGGAACUCCUGAAUGUUCUUCACCGUUUGCUCCUUACCCGCGACCCUCCCUCUGUGCAGCUUCAGGUAACCGGUGUUGUGUGGGAGACCAUACGAGCUGCACAGGAUGAACUACAAGAGCAAAGACGUGCCAAGUGUAAAGAGGAUGCUAGUGAGAAGGAUGCUGCGUGUAUGCUUGGGGAGGGAGGGGAUACUGGAGGCCUUGUUCCUGGGAAGUCCCUGGUAUUCGCUGCCAUGGAGCUGCUUGUAUUCAUCCUGGUUCGACACCUCCCACAGCUUAACACCAAGGUCAUGGACUCUCCCAGCCACAUGCCCUACAAACCACAGCGACUGCCAGAGGAGAGCGCUAGGCUGGUGGCAGCAACUGUCACCAUCUUAGCCGACCUGCCAUCGCUGUGCUCCCCAGAUGGAAGCAUGACCAUCCUACCCACAAUUCUUUUCCUGAUCACUGGCGUGCUAAAAGAAACCGCGGAAAAGACAGCAGACAAUCAGGUCCCCCCUCCUGUCUCCGCUGCUCUGCAGGGCAUCAAAACCAUAAUAACCUCCCCAUUGGCCAAGGUGGAUAAAACCCAUAAGGAGUGGACGGCUCUCAUACGAAGCACUCUGGCCUCUGUCUUGGAGUAUUCACAGCCAGACGAAACCAAGCCCAAGAUGGAUGAAGUGAGCAUGCUGACGGCGAUCACUCUCUUCUUGCUGUCCGCUGGUGCAGAGAUAGUUGGUGUUACUUCCUUACAGAACGGCUGUAUGAACAGGUUCAGAAACGCCUUGAACUCCAGUGACCCAUGGGUGCAGGCCAAAUGUUACCAGCUUUUACUUUCUGUGUUGCAACACUCCAACCGGGCCCUGUCGACUCCGUACAUCCACUCGCUAGCCCCUCUGGUAGUGGAGAAGCUGAAAGCUGUGGAGCGUAGCAAACCCAACAGCAAUACUGAGCUGCUAGCUGUGCAGGAGGGAAUCAAAGUCCUCGAAACACUGGUUGCCAUGGGAGAGGAACAAAACAGAGUCCAGCUCCUCGCUCUCCUUGUUACAACACUUAUCUCCUAUCUUCUGGAUGAGAAUACUUUCACUUCAGCCCCACCUGCUUCCAAGGGCCUCCAUGAGUUUGCACUGCAGGAUCUGAUGCGCAUCGGGCCUCUCUACCCCAGCGCUUUCAAGACAGUGAUAGGGGCUGCCCCGGAGCUGAAGUCCCGGCUGGAGACUGCAAUCCGAGCCAGCCAAGCCAGCAGCAAGGCCAAGGCAGCUGCAAGACUGGCCCAGACCACUGUGCAAGCAGCACCUACCAUCAAACUCAAAACAAGCUUCUUCUAAAGUGGCAAUCCAUGGCGGGCUGCAGUGCUCUAUGCUGUACACGAGAACCAUAGACAUAGCCUAUAACCCUGUGGCCACUAGUCAUAAACGGAGUGACUUCCCUCUGGUGGUGUGGGUUUUUGGGUUGUUUUUUUGUUUUGUUUUGUUUUAACCCUUUCAGUGCCCAGGAUAGAUACACUAUCCAUUUCUGGCCUUUUGAAAUUCCUGGGCUACUAUUAAAGGGCUGCUUUUUCUUUUAUGUUUUUUUCUUUUUCUUUUUUUUUUUUUCCCUCUGGCUUGAUGUGUUUAUGGUUUACAUAAAUGCUGGCUACUAAAUGCUGGCUACUACUACUAGAGUUAUUACUAUGAGUAUGUUUCUGUUAUAAUAUUUGUGUGAAGAAUAGCUUAUUAAAUAAAACCUACUUCAUUCUUUUAAAUACAUGUAUGGCUGAAAACAUAUGUAUAGAUUUAUGACAGGAGUUGCAGAAAUUAAAUGUUUUCCCUAUCCUUUUGACUGGCUCAUGGCAUUGAGGGCCUGCUUUUCAAAAUGUUGUGUAGGAGUUUAGUAAUGAGUAAGGGUAUUAAAUCAAAUGUACUAAUUUGUAUUAUUUUUAAACUAAAAGUAUGCUUCGAACUUCUAAUGCAAGUCCUGUUUUGUGCACAUUUAAGUCACAUUUACAUUACUUAUGUUUACACAAAAUGUAAUGCAUUUUGUAAUUAUGUACUAAUUCUCAAAGUUAAUAUUCAAAUUAAUUGGGUCUUCUUUUUACCUGAAACUGUAGACAUGUUAUUAAAGUUCUUAUACUUCAAA